UAAAAUCGCGAUAUUUCUAUCUCUCUCGUUCUCUGUGUGUACGUGCAGUGUUUUCGCAUUAAUAUUAGAAUUGAAGGGGAACGCACGUCAUAGGUAUAAACCAAACACGUGCCGGGGUAUUUUUAUUAUUGUUGCGUCGCGCGCAUAAGAUAGAGGAUUUCGCGAAGGGAACGGUAGCGUGUAAGCAGAAGAAGAAAGAAGAAAAAAACCUACUGAAAUCCACCUCCGAUAUCGUCCCGUCCGCAACGCCCAAUCCACUCACGCGUCUCUGGAUGCGUACACACUAUUUGAACAAUAGCAUGCGCUGAACGUUCAUUCAGUUUCAUACUUCGCACGACGGUACGCAGACGUGUCUCCCGCACACGGUCUCCACCACUACCACCACCACCGACGACAACGACCGUCUGAACGAAUUAAAAUCGUAUUUUGAAAACAGUUUUUUUUUUUUCUCUCUACCGCGAUAGUGCGUAUUUUACAAAAUAGCUCGUGCGCGCAGAAACGAAUCACAAACUCGCUUGCCACACCGGCAAUCGAACGCAACGGACUCAGCUGCGAGUGCGAAGCGCAUAGAUAGUUAACACUAGCUGAAGGCACAAUGCCAGCAAGGUUCCCACAGACUAAUCAAGCCACUACCAAUGGGGCUGUAAAUGGUAACUCUUAUUCUGGAAAUGAUGAAAUUGUUAUCAGUGGUAUUUCUGGACGUUUUCCGGAAUCUAAUUCAAUUGCUGAAUUUAGAGAAAAUCUUUUCGCCGGUAUAGACUUGGUCAAUGAUGAUGAACGACGUUGGCCAGCUGGUCUUUAUGGCCUUCCAUCAAGAACUGGAAAACUUAAAGGAUUGGAAUAUUUUGAUGCCAAUUUCUUUGGAGUUCACGCUAAACAGGCAGAAGUUAUGGACCCACAAUUGAGAUUACUUUUAGAAUCUACUUAUGAAUGUAUUGUAGAUGCUGGAGUGAACCCAGAUGAUGUCCGUGGAAAAAAAAUUGGAGUGUACAUUGGUGCAUCUAACAGUGAGACUGAUGAUUAUAUAACUAGACAGGCAGAUCGUAUUAAUGGUUAUGGACUGACGGGUUGUUGCCGAGCUAUGUUUGCCAACAGGAUUUCAUACACUUUUGAUUUUAAUGGCCCUAGUUUUGCCAUAGACACAGCCUGUUCCAGUAGUUUGGUUGCAUUGUCACAAGCUGUGCAUGCUAUUGAAAGUGGACAGUGUGAUGCAGCUAUUGUUGGAGGCUCUAAUUUGUUGCUAAAACCUACCACUUCAUUACAAUUUCACAGAUUGAGCAUGUUAUCACCACAAGGAGUGUGCAAAGCAUUUGAUGUGACAGGUAAUGGGUAUGUAAGAAGUGAAGCUGUGGUAACUGUUUUCUUGCAAAAGGCUAGUGUUGCAAAACGUAAUUAUGCCACAAUUAAAGGAGCGCUUAUCAACACUGAUGGAUUUAAAGACCAAGGAAUUACCUUCCCAAGUGGAAAAAUGCAAAAUAAACUUAUCCAAGAAGUAUAUGCGAAGUGUGGUGUCCAUCCAUCUGAAGUAUCUUAUGUAGAAGCUCACGGAACUGGAACUAAGGUUGGUGAUCCACAAGAAGUUAACUCAAUUGCUGAAUUUUUCACUAAAGACCGUACCUCACCUUUAUUAAUUGGUUCUGUUAAAUCAAACAUGGGUCAUUCUGAACCUGCUUCUGGUCUGUGCUCAUUAGCUAAGAUUGUCAUUGCUCUGGAAUCGGGAAAAAUUCCUGCAAAUCUUCAUUUCGCCAACCCUAACCCUGACAUUCCUGCAUUAUUAGAUGGCAGAUUACAAGUUGUAAAUAAAAACUGGGACUUCAGUGGCAGUUAUGUUGCUCUUAACUCUUUUGGUUUCGGUGGUGCUAAUGCUCAUGUAUUAUUGAAGUCCAACCCUAAAUCCAAAACUACUCCAAUACUGAAUAAUAUACCACGUUUAAUUGCUGUAUCUGGAAGAAAAAAUGAAUCCGUUGACAAUAUGUUGAAAAAUGUCUCUGAAACACCAAAUGAUGAUGAGUUAAUUGGAUUAUUACAUGACAUUCAUACAAACAACAUUAAUGGACAUGCUUAUAGAGGAUAUUCAGUUCUCGGAAAAUCUAUUACUGAAGUGUCUGAAGUAAAAAUAGAUAAAAGACCAGUGUGGUUUAUUUUUUCUGGUAUGGGAAGUCAAUGGGCUGGUAUGAUUGAUGGACUUCUUCAAUUGGAACCAUUUGCUCGUGCCAUUAACAAAGCUGCAGCUGUACUCCAAGUCGAAGGCUUAGAUUUAUUGAGCAUUCUCAAUUCAAAAGAUGAAUCAACAUUUGAUAAUGUUCUUAACUCUUUUGUUUCAAUAACAUCCAUGCAGGUGGCAUUAGUUGAUUUAUUAAAAUCAAUUGGAAUUGAACCAGAUGGUGUUAUUGGACACUCGGUCGGUGAACUUGGUUGUGCAUAUGCUGAUGGUACAUUUAAUGCUGACCAAGCAAUUUUAGCUGCAUUUUGGAGAGGCCGUAGUAUUUUAGAAUCUAAAUUACCACAAGGGUCAAUGGCUGCUGUUGGAUUAUCUUGGGAAGAAACUAAAAAGAGAUUGCCUUCUGACUUGAUUGCUGCUUGUCAUAAUAGUGUAGAUAGCGUAACAGUAUCUGGUCCUCCUGCGAGCCUCUCUGCCUUUGUUAAGACUUUACAAGCUGAAGGAAUUUUUGCAAAAGAAGUUAAAAGUUCUGGAUAUGCUUUCCAUUCAAAAUAUAUCGCUGAUGCUGCACCUAAACUGCGUAACAGUUUGGAAAGAAUUUUACCAAAUCCGAAACCACGUACUUCUCGUUGGAUCAGUUCUUCCAUCCCUGAAGAAUCGUGGAACACACCUAUUGCUCAAUUGAGUUCAGUUGCUUAUCAUGUGAACAAUUUAUUAGCUCCAGUAUUGUUCCAUGAAGCUCUUGCUCAUGUACCAAAAAAUGCUAUAGUUAUAGAAAUUGCACCGCAUGCAUUACUUCAAGCUAUUUUAAAGAGAGCACUAGGACCAGAGUGCUCUUGCAUUGGUCUUACUAAGCGUUCAACUAACUCUGAAGGAAACAUUUCUGUAUUAUUAUCUGCCAUUGGAAAAUUGUACAAUGCUGGACUUCAACCAAAAAUUAAAAACUUAUACCCAGCUGUCUCAUAUCCUGUAGCUCGUGGAACACCUAUGAUUCAAUCAAUGAUUGAAUGGGACCAUUCCGUUGAAUGGCUUGUUUCAGACUUUACUCUAAAGGAAGCUGGAUCCGGUGAAUCUGUCAUCAAAAUUGAUCUAAGUAAUGAAGAUGAUCAAUACUUGUCUGGACAUACAAUCGAUGGCAGAGUUUUAUUCCCUGCUACUGGAUACUUGACUUUAGUUUGGCAGACUUUUGCCAAACUUCAAGAUAAGAACAUUGAAGACUUCCCAGUUGUUAUUGAAAAUGUUCAAUUUUUGCGAGCAACCAUCAUGCCUAAAGAUGGAAAUGUAAACUUCCUCAUCAACAUUUUUGAAGGAACUGGCAAUUUUGAGAUUUGUGAAGGAGGCUCAGUUGCAGUUACUGGUAAAAUUUAUGUCCCUGAUGACAUUGACACCGAACAAUUAGAAUUACCUGAACCUUAUGUUGAUGAAAACUCAUUACCACUAAAAUCUGGAGAUAUAUAUAAAGAUUUGGGACUCAGAGGAUAUGAUUAUAAAGGAGUGUUCCGUGGAGUAAAAGAAGCUGAUAAUCGGGGCACUAAAGGACAGUUAGAAUGGAUUGGAAACUGGAUUAGUUUUAUUGACACAAUGCUCCAAUUUUCUAUUUUGGGUUUGAAAGUGAAAGAAUUAUAUCUGCCUACAAGAAUGCAAAGAGUUAUUAUUGAUCCAGUUAAACAUUUAGAAUAUAUUGAAGCAUUAGGUGAAAAUAGUACUGUUCCUGUUUAUAUGUACAGAGAUAUUGAUGUUAUCAAAUCUGGUGGUAUUGAAUUACGUGGUAUGAAAGCAAGUUUAGCACCAAGAAGACAACAAUCACAAGCUGCUCCUAAAUUGGAAAAAUAUUCAUUUGUACCGUAUGCUACUGAUAAGGUUUCAUCAGUAACAGAUGUAACCAAUGUUUUUGCUGCUUAUCUACAAGUGGCUUUGGAAAAUAGUGCGGGUGCAAUGAAAGUGAAAGUAGUUGAGUUUGGAGGUGACAAACCAUUUGAAGGAAUAUAUAUGCCUACUGUGGUUAACAUAUUGGAAUCUGAACCUUUAAUAUCUUUGGACGCAAUGUUGGCUACAACUCAAAUACAAGCUUUGGCUCCAUUUUUGGGACCAAUGGAAAUAAAAAUGGUUAAUAAAUCAUUAGAAAAUGGUCCAAUUGAAUCCAACGCACAUGUUGCAAUAGCUUUUGAUAUUUUAAAAUCAGAAAAUCUACUGAAUAAUUUGGCAGAAACCGUGAAAGAUGGUGGUUUUAUACUGACAUCUGAAUCCAUUAAUGUGCCUGAAAGCGCUAUUGAGAAAAAUAAUCUUGUUUUAAUUAGCAAAUCAUCAGCUGAUGAUAGAAUAUUCUACUUACUAAGAAAGCUAAGUGAAAAAUUACCCGUUUCUGAAGUAAUUCAAGUAUCAGAAAAAUCAUAUGAAUGGGUUGAGACAUUAAAAUCAGCUCUUAAGACUGUUGAAACUGAUCCAAGCAAGAACAUAGUCCUAUACGCUCAAGGAGAAAGUACUAACGGAAUAAUUGGAUUAGUUAACUGUGUCAAACAAGAACCCGGUGGUAACAAUGUCAGAUCAGUGUUCAUUCAAGACCCCACAGCACCAAAGUUCUCAUUAACCGCUCCACUUUACGCAAAUCAAUUGAAAAAGGAUUUACUAAGCAACAUAUUGAAGCCUAAUGGAGUGUGGGGUUCAAUGAGGCAUUUGAAAUUAGAAAACCAACAGGAUAAACCAACAUUACAAGUGGAGCAUGCAUAUAUCAAUGCUCUGAUUCGUGGAGAUUUGAGUAGUUUGAAAUGGAUUGAAGGUCCAUUGACAUAUUUCAAACCGGAAUACAAUCCAAAUACAGAAUUGUGCACUGUUUAUUAUGCACCACUCAACUUCCGUGACAUAAUGUUGGCUUCAGGAAAACUUCCUCCCGAUGCUUUGCCUGGUGAUUUGGCUGGACAAGACUGUAUUCUUGGAUUAGAGUUCUCUGGUCGUAACUCUCAGGGUAAAAGAGUCAUGGGUAUGCUUGCUGCAAGAGGUUUAGCAACUACUGUUCUCGCUGAUCCUGGUUUCUUAUGGGAAGUGCCCAGCAAAUGGACAUUAGAACAAGCUUCAACCAUUCCUGUUGUAUACGGAACUGCUUACUAUGCUCUUUGUGUAAGAGGACGAAUGCGUCCAGGUGAUUCGUUGUUAGUUCACGCAGGUACUGGAGGUGUUGGUCAAGCAGCUAUCUCUAUUGCUCUUCAUAUGGGAGUUACUGUGUAUACAACUGUUGGCACAAAAGAUAAGAGGGCAUUCUUAAAAAAGACUUUCCCUCAGUUAACUGACAAAAAUAUAUCCAACUCUCGUGACACCAGUUUUGAACAACAUGUACUAAGAGAAACCAAAGGACGAGGUGUAGAUCUUGUUUUGAACUCAUUGGCUGAAGAUAAACUUCAAGCUUCUGUUCGUUGUUUGGCUAAGGAUGGUCGUUUCCUUGAAAUUGGAAAACUAGAUUUGUCAAACAAUUCUCCAUUGGGAAUGUCCGUUUUCUUGAAAAACACUACAUUCCAUGGAAUUCUUUUGGAUUCAUUGUUUGAUGCAAAGUCCGAAAAUGAUGACAAGAAAGAAGUUGUAAGAUUGCUUAAUGAAGGAAUAAAGAAUGGUGCUGUUAAUCCUCUUCCAGCUACAAUAUUUUCUGAAUCUCAAGUUGAACAAGCCUUUAGGUAUAUGGGAUCCGGUAAACAUAUCGGAAAAGUAGUUUUGAAAAUUAGAGACGAAGAAUCAACAGAAGUGACUAAGCCUACCACAAAAUUAUUCACUUCCAUCCCACGAUCAUACAUGAACCCAGACAAGACUUAUGUCCUUGUUGGUGGUCUCGGAGGAUUUGGAUUAGAAUUGGCCAAUUGGUUGGUUGUCAGAGGUGCCAAGAACCUUGUUUUGACUGCUCGAAGUGGAAUUACAACAGGUUAUCAAGCUUCUUGUGUUAGUAUGUGGAAAGAUAAAGGAGUUAAUGUACUGAUCUCUAAAGCUGACUGUUCAACCUUAAAUGGAGCACAACAAUUAAUUGAUGAAAGUAAUAAAUUAGGACCAGUUGGAGGAAUCUUCAACUUGGCUGCUGUGUUGAGAGAUGCAUUCUUGGAAAAUCAAACUCCACAAGAUUUUGAAAUUGUAAGCAAACCUAAAGUGAUUGGAACUAAAAAUUUGGAUGUUGUUACCAGGAAAUCUUGCCCUGAACUAGACCACUUUGUUGUAUUUUCAUCUGUAUCAUGUGGACGUGGUAAUGCUGGACAAACCAAUUAUGGUUUUGCCAAUUCCGUUAUGGAAAGGAUUUGUGAAGCUAGACAAGAUGCUGGACUGCCAGGAUUGGCUAUACAAUGGGGAGCAAUUGGAGAUGUUGGUCUUAUUAUGGAAACAAUGGGUGGAAAUGACACAGUUGUUGGUGGUACAUUACCUCAGCGUAUGGCAUCAUGUUUGAGUUCAUUUGAUAUAUUUUUGCAACACCCACAACCUGUUUUGGCUUCAAUGGUAUUAGCUGAGAAGAGGAAGGGCGGUUCAGGUGGUGCUAAUCAAGUGAGCCUUAUUGAGGCUGUUGCCAAUAUCCUUGGUAUCAAGGAUACCAAGAACAUUAACGCAUCAGCCACAUUGGCCGAUUUGGGUAUGGACUCUUUGAUGGGAGCUGAAAUCAAACAAACACUAGAAAGAAACUAUGAUUUGGUGUUGAGUGUUGGAGAAAUUAGAACUUUGACAGUUAAAAAGUUGCAAGAAUUUCAAAAUGAUGGUAGUGAAGAAGUAAUUGAAGUUGCUAAUGGUGUAACUGCUGGAAACAAUCAGGUUGAAUUCAAUAAAAAUUUAGUUCCUCUAGAAACUGUUGUUAACAUGAAAAAGGGUGAAAGCAAUAAACCUAAUGUGUUUAUGUUCAGCGCUAUUGAAGGUUUUGUGUCUGCAUUAGAAGAAGUAGCAUCUAAAUUACCUUAUAACAUUUAUGGACUUCAAUGUACUGAAGAUGCUCCUAUCGAUUCUAUGGCAUCUAUGGCCAAAUUCUUUAUUGCUAAAAUUAAAGAAAUCCAAACAUCUGGACCAUACAACCUUGUUGGGUACUCUUUUGGGGCAUCUGUUGCUUUUGAAACUGGUGUUGCAUUAGAAGCUGCUGGUGAAAAAGUUAGCCUAGUUUUGUUAGAUGGUUCUCCAUCUUAUGUUUUGACUCAUGAAAAUGCAAUGAAGAACCGUCAUUCUGACAACAAAGUUGAUCAUAGAGAUGCCUUUACUUAUUUCGUAUUGCUCUUCAAGGAAAUGGACUACCAAGUGGUGUUUGAACAAAUCUCUACCAAAAAGACAAAAGAAGAACAAUUAGAAGAAGUUGUUAAUAUUUUGUCUGAUUUACCUUUAAACAAAGAUGAACUUAAAACUGCUGCAAAACUAUUCUACGGCAAACUGUUUGUUUCAUUCUACUAUAAACCCGUACAGAAGUUUAAUGGAAACGUCACAUUAAUUACAGCCAAAGACAACUUUGUAUCUCUUGGGCCCGACUAUGGAUUAAAACCACUAUGCAAGGGUUCUCUAAAUAUUCAUUCUGUGUCUGGUGACCACAGGCAAAUUGUAAAAGGUGAAUCUGCCAACUCCAUUGCACAGAUUAUUUCCUCGUCCCUUGUAUCAAAGUAACACUGAUGAUAUCUGACUAAAGCAUUUAAGAAAAACGUUUAGGCUAAUCAUUUCAUAGGUUUGGAUAAUAUAAUUAUUUUUUAUACAUACAUUUAACAAAAUUACAUUUUUAAAACCACACAAACAUUUUUGUUACGGUCAUAAACAAAUUUGUGUUGAGUUUAUUAUAUUGUUGUAAAUUUUUAAAA
Messenger RNA from Sipha flava (yellow sugarcane aphid), 7947 nucleotides. Its product is annotated as fatty acid synthase-like. Lineage: Eukaryota; Metazoa; Arthropoda; Insecta; Hemiptera; Aphididae. Gene Ontology annotation, biological process: fatty acid biosynthetic process. The record is from RefSeq and is a predicted model, not a curated record. The transcript has 32 exons. Bases 596 to 7759 code for a protein of 2387 amino acids. Gene Ontology annotation, molecular function: phosphopantetheine binding; oxidoreductase activity; fatty acid synthase activity.